Messenger RNA from Ochlerotatus camptorhynchus, 730 nucleotides. Its product is annotated as cilia- and flagella-associated protein 299-like. The transcript has 3 exons. Lineage: Eukaryota; Metazoa; Arthropoda; Insecta; Diptera; Culicidae. The record is from RefSeq and is a predicted model, not a curated record. The coding region runs from base 1 to 699 and encodes 232 amino acids.
AUGAUUAUUACUGACCAUGACAUUCGUUUGCUUGAAUUUUCCACCUACAAAAAGUACCUUAAAAGCCUCGUUACUACUCAGGAUCUUAGAUAUCUUGGCCACAGACAAAAUGGUCUAAGCUUGUAUUUAACUGGCUUCAGGUCAAUAACUGAAUCCGAUUUCAAGACCCGAAGGAAGGAAGUUAUCGACUUCCUGUAUGCCUCGCCAGAUCCAAAUGCAUUCUUUAGUAGAAACCUAAAAACUUCAGAUCCACUGCUAAGUGAACUAGGAGCUAGAGAGAGAGCCAACCGUCUGGGACUGCUGUCGACCAUUAUCUACAUAAGGUGUCUGGGAAAGCAUGGCGAAAUAUCCGGCUACAUCGAUUACGAACAAGCACUUUUACGGGUCAACAAAAACAAAAAGAAUGCCUUUGAUUGGAAAGCAAUCUUCACAGGAAAACAAAAACUUUAUCCCACCAGGCUCGAUCUUUCCUACUACAACUUUACGACCGACAAGGCCUCAAAACAAAACUCUAAAAACUAUCUUGUUAUGUGUGAUCCCAUUCGAGGUAUUAUAUUCCGGAACAUUUGUGAUCGUAAGGACGUUUAUCCUGACCCUAUUGGAGGGUACUUUGGCGAAAACACGACCCGUAUGGAAAUCGACACCGAUAUGUAUGACCAAGUGAUUCUGUACGAUCAUGUUGUGAGCGCAAAUUAUUAAAAGUAGUUUCAAAUCACCUGAAACCAACGGU